This is a messenger RNA of Drosophila persimilis, 997 nucleotides long. RefSeq names its product ubiquinone biosynthesis O-methyltransferase (gene Coq3). NCBI's taxonomy places the organism in Eukaryota, Metazoa, Arthropoda, Insecta, Diptera, Drosophilidae. The record is from RefSeq and is a predicted model, not a curated record. Gene Ontology annotation, biological process: ubiquinone biosynthetic process. The coding region runs from base 49 to 909 and encodes 286 amino acids. The transcript has 4 exons. Gene Ontology annotation, molecular function: 2-methoxy-6-polyprenyl-1,4-benzoquinol methyltransferase activity.
GCACAAAAUCAGCUGUUCACUUUGUUUUUUUGUUCUUGAACCAAAAUAAUGCUGCGAAAUUAUAUUUUUCCAAAUAGCAAGUUGCGACAGACGCUGGCCAAUGUUUUGGCCAGAUGCAACAGCAGCAGCAGCGGCGGUGGCGGUGCAACAAUCGAUGCCGACACCAAACGUGAGGUGCAGCACCACGAGAAUCAUGCCGCAGAUUGGUGGAACCAGAACGGGUCAAUGGAAGCCUUGCAUGCCCUAAAUGAGAUACGUGUUCCUUUCAUACGCGAUGGCAUCGUUGCGCGCGGCAAUGUGAAGCCUCAUUACGUAAAUACCACAAAGGUAUUGAAGGGACAGCGGCUGCUGGAAGUCGGCUGUGGUGGGGGCCUGCUGACAGAGCAGCUUGCGCGCCUGGGGGCCCAGGUUACCGGCAUAGAUUUGGCCGAGAAGCUCAUUGCCGCCGCUCGGGAUCAUUUGACGGAGCUUAGCCCGGAGCUGUGCAGCAACGUGAAGUACAAAAUGGAGCCGGUCGAUCAGCAUGCCAAAUCAAACUGCGAGCGAUAUGAUGCCGUCAUAGUAUCCGAGGUACUGGAGCACGUGGACGAUAAAGUGGCGUUGCUGGAAGCGUGUGUGCGUAGCCUUAGACCAGGCGGUUCCAUAUUUAUCACCACGUUGAACAAAACUCUACCUAUGUGGGUGGCCGGAGUGGUCUUGAGCGAGUAUGUACUGAAUCUGGUGCCCAAGGGCACGCAUCAUUGGGAAAAGAUGAUUUCCCCACUGGAUGUUCAGCGCAUAUUGGACACGAUGAACUGUCAGACCGUGCUGGUUAAUGGCAGCACCUACGACUUCUGGCGCAACACUUGGCGCUGGAUAAACACUACCCAAAUGUGCUACGCUCUGCAGGCUGUGAAGGAAUCGGAUUGAAAUCAUAAUAUAUUUAAGAUAACUAAAAUUAAGUAUCUAUGUAACAACUAAGAAGGUUAAAGCAUGAUUAAACUAAGGCUGCGCUCAA